AUGGAUUAUGUGGAUCAAGAUCGUCUCCUAGAUGAGGCUAUGAUUGAAACGAGAAGAAGGUGGGGGUGGAGCGAGGAACGAAUUGACGAGUUUCAGAGGGAAAGGACAAGAGAUCGAGAAGAAUUGCGCCAGGAACUGGCUGCAGAAUUGCGUGAGAGGGAAAUAAUGGAAUAUGAAAGAAGGCAUAUGGACCGGGCCUCCGGGCGAGCCAUGUUAGAUCUGCGUAUUCCGGCAGUCAGCGAGACAAGGGAACGAGACUGCGCGGUGUGCUAUGAGGAAUUCCGGGAAGGCGGAAAGAAGCUGAGGACGAUGCCGUGCGGCCACUCCUUCCAUCAGCGCUGCAUCUUCGACCGGCUUCGCUUUAACCGUCGCUGCCCAGUGUGCCGCUUUGCGAUGACCUUCGUCGAGGAGCAACGUGCCAUUGACCGGGCACAAGCCGAGGCGGCGGUGCCAUCCGGUGAUGGGCCGGAGGCAGCCAAGCGGCGGAGACUCGACCUGGCUGCGCCCAGUGAAUUAGACUCCACACUUGUCACUUGUGAUCUGAAGGCGAUGGCACUCGGCCAAGGACUUUCUGACGCUUCUGAUCUGAACUUGCCUUCUGUGCAUUUGCCUACUGAUGAUUGCAUAAAUGGUACUCCAAGCAGCAUGGUGCUUCCCUUCUGA
This is a messenger RNA of Triticum aestivum (bread wheat), 663 nucleotides long. RefSeq names its product probable E3 ubiquitin-protein ligase plr-1. Gene Ontology annotation, cellular component: membrane. The coding region runs from base 1 to 663 and encodes 220 amino acids. Gene Ontology annotation, biological process: ubiquitin-dependent protein catabolic process. The transcript has a single exon. Gene Ontology annotation, molecular function: ubiquitin protein ligase activity. The record is from RefSeq and is a predicted model, not a curated record. Lineage: Eukaryota; Viridiplantae; Streptophyta; Magnoliopsida; Poales; Poaceae.